Molecule: messenger RNA, 340 nt
Organism: Paramecium sonneborni
Lineage: Eukaryota; Ciliophora; Oligohymenophorea; Peniculida; Parameciidae
Source: the annotation of a GenBank genome assembly
CUUUUAUAAAUAAAUGGACUUUAAAGAAUUUAAAACAAAUCAAUAUGAAAGAAAAAACAGAUUUAAUGAUAAAAUUAAAUAGGAAGCUUUUUAAUUAGUGAGCAUGAGCAUCGCAACAACAAUUAGAGAUGCAAUCUAAAUAACAAAGGAAGCAAAAAGAAGAUGUUUAUCAGGAGAAUCUCUAGGAAAAGUAUUCCAUGGAAAUUCAAAUAAGUAUAAAAAAAAUACAUUUGAAAGCAGAAUUGUCAAUAAAGUGUAGAAAAGAAAAAAUGAUAAGAAAUAUCAACAAUCUUAAUAAAUGUGAGUUUUUCAAUGAAAAUAUAAAAUUUGUAAUUAGGCA